This is a messenger RNA of Salpingoeca rosetta, 1370 nucleotides long. RefSeq lists its product as uncharacterized. The transcript is spliced from 4 exons. Bases 289 to 1278 code for a protein of 329 amino acids. Gene Ontology annotation, molecular function: dioxygenase activity. The record is from RefSeq and is a predicted model, not a curated record. NCBI's taxonomy places the organism in Eukaryota, Choanoflagellata, Craspedida, Salpingoecidae.
ACGCAACGCAACACGACAACGACCAGAAACUGGACACUCGACACCCUCGCUUGUCCCGGUCUGCCGCUCACGGACCUGCUCGUUUGAAGAAGGUUGCGAAUAAACACCGCACAGGUGUGACACGGUGACGUUCUGGCCUGUUGUCUUCUUCGCGAUCUCCUGGAUCCUUCAAGCUGUCCUUUUCUCUCCUCUCCUUCGCGCCCUCCACCAAACCAAACCAAAUCAACACCUCCCCCCCCCGGUCCGCUUCUCUCUUUCUUUUUUCCACCCAUACACGCAAAGGCAAGCAUGGCGUCCGUGGACUUCCCAGAGGUGCCCAUCCCCGUGCUGGACAUCAGCCCGUUCUUCUCCGAGUCGGCAAGCGCGGAGGAGAAGCAGAAGGUUGCCCACGACUUUGACCAGGCCUUCCGCAAGUACGGCUUCGCCUGCAUCAGCGGCCACGGCGUCGACAUGGACAUUGUCAACCGCGUGGAGCAGGAGGCCCGCAACUUCUUCUCCCAGCCAGCACAGGAGAAGACCAAGUUCAACUGCUCAAAGAACUACGGCAAUGGCGGGUACACUGGGCUCAAGUCCGAGACGGUGAGCGUCAACGGCGUGUCUGACCACGUGGAGAGCGUCGAGUUCCGCGGCAACGGCAACGAGAUGGUUGUGCCCUGCGAGGGCUGGAACCAGGACUUUAUGGACGCCGUCAAGGCCUACUGGGGCCAGGUGGAGGGCCUGAGCAUGCGCAUCCUCAAGGUGGCUGCCGCCGCGCUGGAGGUUCCCGAGAACUUCUUUGACGAGUUCUACAACCCGAUCCAGAUGGACCUGCGCCUGGCCAACUACCCCUGCGUCAAGGACCGGGUUGAGAUUCCGGAUGCCACCAUGGGCUACGGCGCGCACACAGACUACACGGGCUUCACCGUCCUCAAGGCAGACUACGAAGUCCAGGGCCUGCAAGUGCUGCUGCCUGGCGAGACGACAUGGAAGACGGUGAUCCCACCAGAGGGCACGUUCAUCAUCAACUCGGGCGACCUCAUUGGCAUCUGGACCAACGACCGCUGGCCCUCGGUCGUCCACCGCGUGCUCCCUUGCGGGCCCCUCCCCGAUGGCCGCUGCAAGGACCGCCUCUCCCUCGUCUCCUUCACGGGGCCAAACUACGCCUCCCAGAUUGAGUGCGUGCCCACGUGUGUUGGCGAAGGCGCCCGCUACAAGCCCGUCAACGCCGGCGAGCAUUUCCAGCAGCGCCUUGUUGCCGGCCGCUACAAGGGCGACGACAAGGAUGGCAAUGCCAAGUGAGCUGCAUGAGCAGCGAGGCAUGGCAUGAGCCACCAACGGCGCCCGCAUUCACCUCAUCACCAAGUUUGUGUGUGUGUGUGUGUGUGUGUGUG